AUGCAAGGCAAUGCUAAUACUUGGUGGGAUGCAUCCAAGGGACAGAUCUUUCUAGAGGGCACGGCCUUGAGUUGGGAUGCAUUUGUAAGAGUCUUCAAUGCCAAGUAUUUCUCGGAUUGCGCCGGGGAGCAGAAGUUGAUAGAGUUUAUGAACCUACGACAAAAUCAAAUGACCGUAGACCAAUAUGAAGCAAGGUUUGCCGAAUUGUCUCGAUACGCCCAAAGAAUGGUUGAGGACCCCGAGGACAAAGCCAGGAGGUUUAGAGAUGGAUUGAAGUCGGAAAUUAAAGAUGUGUUGGUGCCCUUCAAUUUAAAGAACUAUAACGAGUUAUAUGAGAGGGCCCAAUUAGUGGAAAGGAAUCUAAAUGAAAGAGCCGCUGCAUCUGGAUUACGGUUUAUGCGCUCAAAUAGGAGAGACAUUAGGCAAGGAAAAAGGCCAAUGUCCAGUGGUAAGACCCACAUCCCGCCAAAUAGAGCAGGUGCAAUCAACAAGCCAAUGUAUCGCCGGUAUGAGGAAUGUCGUAUGUGCCGCCAAAGGCAUAGGCCUGGUCCAUGCCCAAUGAGGAUCGGAGCAUGUUUUGGAUGUGGCCAAAUUGGUCAUCAAGUGAGGGACUGCCCUCAACGACAAGAGAAUAGGCCACGGGAAGAACAACUCGGAGGAUACACGCCACGGAAUGUUCAGAAUCGACCUACUAUGCAAGGAAGGGUGUUUGCGGUCACCCGGGAUGAGGCGAAGGAUUUGCCGACUGUUACAGGUACGAUUCUCUUACAUGACCAAGUUGCUCAUGCUCUGUUUGAUCCUAGUGCUACCCAUUCAUUCGUAGCUGAACAAUUUGUUAAACUCAUUGGUUUAAGUCCAAAACCAUUGGGUACUAUGUUUAGAAUUUCUACGCCCUUAAAGGAUAGUGUGGUAGCUGCCGUAGGCUGUCCCGGUUGUAAACUUGUUGUGGGUAGCUAUGAGGAUAAGAUAGAUUUGAUCGUGUUGAAAAUGUACGACUUUGACUUGAUUGUUGGAAUGGACUGGCUGACAAAGCAAAGGGCCACAAUAGAUUGCUAUCAUAAGGUGAUUCAGUUCAGUCCAUUGGAUAAGGCUAGUUUUAAGUUUAUGGAUAAUCGAGGUGAAACCUCAAUCGGAGUGAUUUCGUCACUUGAGGCGACUCGUUUGUUGGAAAGUGGUUGCCAAGGUUAUUUGGCGUCUAUUGUUGAUGUGACUUUCGAGGAACCUAAGUUGGAGGAUAUCCCUGUUGUAUAA
Messenger RNA from Rhodamnia argentea, 1251 nucleotides. RefSeq lists its product as uncharacterized. The record is from RefSeq and is a predicted model, not a curated record. Bases 1 to 1251 code for a protein of 416 amino acids. Gene Ontology annotation, molecular function: zinc ion binding; nucleic acid binding. NCBI's taxonomy places the organism in Eukaryota, Viridiplantae, Streptophyta, Magnoliopsida, Myrtales, Myrtaceae. The transcript has a single exon.